AUUUGGCUUGGAGACUUUAUGAAAGAACUUGCUUUGGUAGGAAACACAGAUGCACAAACCACUUUAUCUUGGUAUUUUCUUAGAGUAUUUUAGACGCAAUCUUCAGGAUAAAUUGCCGAUUUUAUCGUGUCUCCAAUGGCGAGAUAAGACCAAAAACGUCCAUCUCUUAUUACACUUUUAGCGAUGUUCCUUGCUAUCGAGUUCAUCUUUGUUGAAACUAGCUUUAAAUAAAAACUUAGAAACCCGAAAGAAGUCGGUGUAUCCUAUCAAAAUAUGCAAGAUAUCAAGGCCAAUUCAGAGGAUCCGUUACAGUUACUGCAGUCACAAAAUCUGACCAAAUCUCAAAAACCUUUAAAAGAAGGUCUCGUAAACAUUGUAAUGCCUAUAGGAUGCACCUUAACUCUGCAGUGUAGGCAGUGCAGCUAUCCGAUUAGUUGCUGGUAAAAGAACCGGGCCUUGCGGCCUAGUGGUAAAGAGGUCACAUCUGUGACUUCCGCCACCAGGGUUACAUAGGAGAAUUGCCAGCUUCGUGGAAUUAGUCCAUACAAUGUGAUUCCAUACAAUCCAUGAUCACACAUACAUACAUGUGCCAUCAAUCCAAGAAGAAUUAACAUUGCAUUUAGGAAUACCUAUAGGGCUAUAGGUGAAGAAAGACUAUGCGGCUAUACGCAUUCUACAAUGAAGAAUCAUAAACAAAAUCAGGGUUUUGAGCCUAAACCCUAAAAAUCAUUUUUUUUUUUUGCCUCCUCCCAAAUCCGUAUUCUUGUUUAGUCAACCCACCCAUCGAUCUUUGGCGGCACUCGAUAUAUGGGUCAGUGUAAGUUUUGAAUUUUGAGAUUGAUCAUCGUAGCCUGGGCAAUCCAUUUUCACGAACUGAAUCAGAUAGAUCGCUUCUGAGCUUUGUCCCGUCAUGUAUACUCUGAUACUCCAUGGAAAAAGGUUGGUCCAGUUGCAGAAAUGGCGUCAUUUGAGAGUUUCAGUGAACCUUCUCGAAAAGCCAUCUCCUUUUCCCAAUUCCUUCUCCUAUGCUACUGCUACAGAUGCGAGCCUUAGAGCUGGUCGAAAAAGGUUGAAUUUUUCUGUCUCUUACCUCGUUGCUUCAUUGGGUUUAACUAAAGAAGUCGCAGAAUCGAUCUCAAGGAAAGUCUGUUUGGUUGACAAGGGCAAUCCUGAUUCUGUUCUGAGUCUUUUGAGAAGUUAUGCGUUCACUGAUUCUCAGAUCUCCACCAUCGUUACGGAUUAUCCACAAUUGCUAAUAGCUGAUGCUGAGAAAUCACUUGCUCCCAAGCUUCAGUUUCUGCUGUCCAGAGGAGCUUCAAGCUCUGAGCUCGCUGUGAUUGUAUCUACAGUUCCUAAAAUUUUGGGAAAGAAAGGGGACAAAACUAUCAGCAUAUACUAUGAUAUCGUCAAAGAGAUUAUAGAAGCGGAUAAGAGUUCCAAGUUCGAAAAAUUAUGUCAUUCUUUUCCACAGGGUAGUAAUCUGGAGAACAAGAUCAGAAAUGUUUCGGUUCUGAGAGAGUUAGGUGUGCCUCAGAGGGUUUUAUUCUCCUUGCUCAUAUCUGAUCACCAACCUGUCUGUGGAAAAGAAAAUUUUGAAGAAUCACUCAAGAAAGUUGUUGAGAUGGGUUUUGAUCCGACCACCUCAAAGUUUGUCGAAGCUCUAAACGUUGUUUAUAGACUGAGCGACGAAACAAUAGAAGAAAAAGUUAGUGUCUGUAAAGGGUUAGGUUUUUCUGUUGGAGAUGUAUGGGAAAUGUUCAAGAAGUGGCCUUGCUUUCUGAAUAACUCGGAGAAGAAGAUAAGUCAAACAUUUGAAACCCUGAAGAAGUGUGGACUACCCGAAGACGAGGUCCUCUCACUGUUGAAGAAGUUUCCACAAUGCAUUAACGCUUCAGAGCAGAAGAUUUUGAACACCAUUGAAACAUUUCAAGACCUAGGAUUUAGCAGAGAUGAGUUUGCAAUGAUAGCCAUGCGCUUUCCUCCAUGCCUUAUUUUAUCUGCAGCGACGGUGAAGAAGAAGACUGAGUUUGUGGUAAAGAAGAUGAAUUGGCCACUAAAGGCUGUGGUUUCAACCCCUGCGGUACUUGGAUACAGCCUCGAGAAGAGGACUGUACCCAGGUGUAAUGUAAUUAAAGCUCUCAUGUCAAAACGAUUGCCCGGAAGUGAACUGCCUCCAAUGUCGUCUGUUUUGGUAUGUACCAAUGAAGAAUUCUUAAACAGGUAUGUGAGGAACCAUGAAGACAAGGAGCUGGUGCCUGAGUUGAUGGCUAUUUUCACCAGAGGUCAUGUAUCAUCAUAGAUCUCAGAAGGCUUGUCAAGGAUUUGCUUUUAUUUUUGAAUAUCUGACACCUUUAAUUAAGACUUCAAAAGCCAUCCGACUUGGAACAGUAACUUUAGAUGUAAUUUUGAAUCUAUUUCCUGACAUAUUACUAAGUUUUGCAUCCUAGAAACAGCAAUGCAGCGAAAUCACAGACUUGUGAAUCCAAACUAUGUAUUUGCUAAUUUUAUUGUUUCAUUUAUCUUUGGAAUCUUUGGUGACCUUGUCCGUCUAAACUCUUGAAGUUUAAACUCAAGACGUAUAAGAGACAGUCAAGUAUCAUGUAUUGGAUCAUGGUUUUUGGAACUGCAGAUAUGGAUUGGAAUGAUGCAGUGCAGCUCCUUAGCUCUUGGAUUGGUCAUGUAAGCCUUUUUCGUUUCUUUAUUAGUGUUUGAUCUUUGGUCUUCCCUGAGAGUCUUUAAUUUCACUAAAUUCCUUAUCGUUUUUGGAUUCGAGCCAAAAUCCUUUUAGGAUACUUCAAAACCUUGCUAUGUAGAGAUUCUUUUCCAAGUGAUUUGCUUCGUCUAUGUCACAAGCAGGGGCGGAUCCACGUUGUAAUGAGGUAAGGCACGUGCCUUAUACUCAUUGUUAAAUAUGAUUUAAAUGAUUGCUUUUGUUAAGAUCUCUCAGCUCAUUUGGAUGGGAGUGCCCCAUAUAAUACCUUAGGAGAAUGGUUCGAUGCUCCUUUGCUACAAUUUUUUUCAGUUUUGUUUUUUUUUUUUCUAAACAUUUUGAUAUUUUCUUUCUUUGUGCUCCAUACAACUUUUUCCCCUGGAUCCGCCACUGGUCACAAGUUCUUGGAUCAUACGAUUCAUCUGAUUUGUGGAAUAUUCGUUUUUGUCAGAUUGGUAAUGUUGGUCUUACUUGAUUGGAUAUCACUUUGAAAGCUAUCUAUUGUCAUUAGCACUCAUAAAUCAUUGUCACGUAAAAUCCGGAAUCUAGCUAUAAUAGUGGAAACCGAAGAAGCCUGAGACCUUUAAAGGUUGUUGAGCUUCACUAAGUUUUUCUGCACACUGAAGUUUAUUUCCCUAGGAUUAUUGAAGAAACCCAAUGAUAUGAUCCUAGAAAUCGUGUAGGUGCAAUGUUAUUAGAGGUAUGAAGUUGUAGUAUCUUUCUUUUUUUCGCCUUUCAGUUUCUUUGUAUACUUAUUUGGCUUGGAAGACUUUUAUGUUGCUUUGGUAGGAAAGACAGAUGCACAAACCUCUCUUUCUUGGUAGUUUCUUGGGGUAUUUUAGAUGCAAUCUUCAGCAUGAACUGCUGAUUUUAUCAUGUUCCAAUUGCAUAGAAGUAUCUGCGUAGGAACGUCUCCCGAUAUGUCAUGAGCUUUAGAUUGUAACUUGCCUUAACGUGUGUGUUCCUCUCUCUCUCUUUUCGAUAGGAAGUUGGUGAAAAGGAUUCUUCAUUUCACCCAAAAGUGUAUUACUUUAGAGUUUCUUUCAUCUUCUGACAACGAGGAAACCGUUGGGAAAGCAGCAAAACAUAUUUCUUCAGAAAUACUUGAAAUCCAAAAAUCUCAGGACGAGAAGGGAGAAAUAACAUUUUUACAGAGGAUCACUUGACUGAAGCAUUAACAGCUGUUGGUUUGCAAUAAAUUCUCAGAUGGGAUUAUUCUAAUAGGAUUGAUUAUGAAUCUCUGAUAGGAACUCAGAGAGGAGGUGAAGGCAGACAUGAACUAUGGUAAGUUGAUAGGGUUCCCUUGUAAAAAAGGGCAAUCUACAUGUUUACAAUGGUACGCCAAAACUAUGGUAAGUUCUUUUCAUCUUUGAAGAAUUCAGAAUCUAAUCUCAUACAUUUUUCCACCUUUAACUUGGAUUUAUCUAACCCAUUUACCAAUUUAGUAUCUUUUCUAUUCAAGGAAGAUGCCAAAAUUCAACUGUUUGUGUGUUCUUGACCGGAACUUACUUACUCGAGGGCAAAUCACUUGGCUCAGAACAAAGGUUAUUUAUUUAUUUGUGAUUCCCAUAUCUUUUUCCAGUGACGAUAUGCAUUGGAGAGAGCUUAAUUUAAACAGAGCUAAACAUUAGCUUAUAAGUAGAAGGGAAGAGGAGAUGAUACAGUUAGUUACUGAAACUAACCACGACCACGCCCUCCAACAUUCGUCCACUGCAUCUCUUGGCAUUUUUGAGAUUUUUUUUACUAGUCUCUCCCUCAGAAUUCACUGAGCAGAUGCCUCCAUCUCUUGAGUGGUGAGUCCCUCAACCCUUGUAGUUGGUGAGACUUUUAACUCCAGUGGUGAAAAGCGGUAGGUGGCUUGAAUUGAUGUGUCCUCUAUAUUCGCAGCAAAACUUGUUUCCGGAGCAAAAGCAAAAUGAGAGGACCUUUCUAAAACAGAGGUUGUUACCUCAUUUGUGACCUCGACAGAGGUAGAUUCUGUUAUUGUGGCAAUGUGUGAAGCCUCACGUACGGCUACAAGUUCUAAGUCUUGAGACUGGCUAAAUUCAAUGGCUAGGCUGAAGCUUCUUCAGCUUCAGAGAGAAGGGUUUGGAUUCCUUCAUAAACUAUGGCAUCUGAAGCACUAGAGACGGAAACGUGAGACAUGAAUAUCAGCCUCUGUGAUUGAGGUAGUAACAGUGGUCUCUGAGUUAGUGUCAACAAUCAGAAAAAAGUUCAGUUGCAGCCUCUGCAUUUGGGACAGAUACAGAGUCUAAGACAGGACCAUCCUUUAAUACUGAGGCAGGCGUAGAGACAACAAACAUAUGAACUCCAGCUGGCAUGUUCCCAAGUACUGUUGCAGAAGCUUGAACAGGGGCUCUUGUUGCAAGCAACAAAAUUCUUUGUCCUAAUUGGCCACAUCUACUACAUUUGGUUGGAACCCAAGGAGUAUUCCACAUCAACCAUAGAGAUGUGCGUCUUUUUAUCAUAAGCUGCAAUCCUCUGAGGAAAGGACUUAUUGAGCUCCACUUCAACCAUUAUAUUAGCUUCACCCAUGAACAUAGGAUCAAGCCUCAGCUUAUUGGAGAGCAUUGGAGCACCUAAACCUGAGGCUAUGUGACUGAUUCCUGCAGUAGAAUAAAGGAUGUGGGGGAUAUUUUUUAGGGUAACCAAGGUUUAAAAACAUUGAAAUUGUAGUAACAGAAUCUGUAUUCAUUUUUAUUUAUUGAUAUCGAUUUUUAUUUCUGUA
Molecule: messenger RNA, 5438 nt
Organism: Arabidopsis lyrata subsp. lyrata
Lineage: Eukaryota; Viridiplantae; Streptophyta; Magnoliopsida; Brassicales; Brassicaceae
Product: transcription termination factor MTERF4, chloroplastic-like
Exons: 2
Coding region: 911-2299 (462 amino acids)
Biological process (GO): regulation of DNA-templated transcription; chloroplast organization
Cellular component (GO): chloroplast
Molecular function (GO): double-stranded DNA binding
Source: RefSeq, a predicted model, not a curated record